Molecule: messenger RNA, 745 nt
Organism: Lepus europaeus (European hare)
Lineage: Eukaryota; Metazoa; Chordata; Mammalia; Lagomorpha; Leporidae
Gene: BEX3
Product: brain expressed X-linked 3
Exons: 3
Coding region: 164-499 (111 amino acids)
Biological process (GO): signal transduction
Cellular component (GO): cytosol; cytoplasm
Molecular function (GO): signaling receptor binding
Source: RefSeq, a predicted model, not a curated record
GCCCCGGCGGCCAGGGCGGCAGCGGCGGGCGAGGAGAGCAGCGCGGCGGGCCCCGCCGCUUUCUGUCUGAGGCGCUGAGUGUCGGUCGCGGCGGCGAGAAUCGGGAGGAGGAGAGACCACAAGGAUAGGCCCAGAAACACAGCCAGAAAAAAAAAAAUUCACCAUGGCAAAUAUCCACCAGGAAAACGAACCAAUGGAGCAGCCCAUGCCGAAUGGAGAAGACCGCCCUUUGGGAGGAGGUGAAGGCCACCAGCCCGCAGGAAAUAACAGACGGGGACAGGCUCGCCGACUUGCCCCUAAUUUUCGAUGGGCCAUACCCAACAGGCAGGGCAAUGAUGGGAUGGGUGGAGAUGGAGAUGAUAUGGAAAUGUUCAUGGAGGAGAUGAGAGAAAUCAGGAGAAAACUUAGGGAGUUGCAGCUGAGGAAUUGUUUGCGUAUCCUUAUGGGGGAGCUCUCCAAUCACCAUGACCAUCAUGAUGAAUUUUGCCUUAUGCCUUGACUUCUGCCCUUUUCCAUGAGAUUAAUACUGUGAUUCCCACUGAUUUCCUUUUCCUUGCAUUUUCCCAACAUGCCUUUAUGGAUCCAUUUGCUGUGAACCUUAUGUUAUUUCCAUGUGUCAAGUGGGUCUUGUGUUGCCAGCUUCUAAUUGAAAAUUGCAUCUGCACCCAGACUAAGUUUCUGUCAGAGUAGAGUUUCAUCCAUUUGCAUGGAAAACUGUAAAGUUAAUAAAGCAAUUGAAAAGCAA